GUAGCUGUUCUGGGGAUAUGGAGAGUGAAAAUCUGUCUGCAGUGACUGGGUUUAUCUUCAUUGGCUUCCCCCGACCCCGGGAAGGUGGCCUCCUGUACUUUUUCCCCUUACUUUUCAUCUACACCUUUAUUGUGAUUGGGAACCUGAUGAUCUUCUUUGCUGUAAGGCUGGACACUCGUCUUCACAAUCCCAUGUACAAUUUCAUCAGUAUCUUCUCAUUCCUUGAGAUGUGGUACACCACAGCCACCAUUCCUAAGAUGCUCUCCAAUCUGAUCAGCAGUCAAAAGACCAUCUCCUUCACUGGCUGCCUCCUGCAGAUGUACUUCUUCCAUUCACUUGGAAACACUGAAGGAGCCUUGCUGACUGUCAUGGCCAUUGACAGGUAUAUUGCCAUCUGCAACCCCCUCCACUACCUGAUCACCAUGACUCCCCGGCUAUGCACUCAGCUCUCUGCAGGCUCUUGUAUCUAUGGUUUCCUCAUCUUCUUACCUGAGAUUGUGUGGAUUUCUACUCUGCCCUUCUGUGGUCCCAACCAAAUCCAUCAGAUCUUCUGCGAUUUCACUCCCUUACUAAAUUUAGCUUGUACCGAUACAUCUGUGAUCUUGGUGCAAGAUGUGGUUCAUGCUCUCGGUAUUCUAAUAACUGGUCUCAUUAUUUCUCUUUCUUACAUCAGAAUCAUUGUUGUUAUCCUGGGCAUCCCUUCAGCUGAGGGUCGUAAAAAGGCCUUUUCCACCUGUGCUGCCCACAUUGCUGUCUUCCUGCUGUUUUUUGGCAGUGUGGCCCUCAUGUAUCUUAGAUUCUCUGCUACUUAUACACCACUCUGGGACAACACCAUUGCCCUAACGUUCUCUGUGCUCGCUCCUUUUUUCAAUCCCAUUAUAUAUAGCCUGAGAAAUAAGGAUAUGGAAGAUGCUAUUAAGAAGCUCCUUUGCUCCCCAAAGGUGUUUAAUAUAUUUAGCAUGUAA
Camelus dromedarius (Arabian camel) is the source of this 965-nucleotide messenger RNA. Its product is annotated as olfactory receptor 6K3. The transcript has a single exon. Gene Ontology annotation, biological process: G protein-coupled receptor signaling pathway. Gene Ontology annotation, cellular component: membrane. NCBI's taxonomy places the organism in Eukaryota, Metazoa, Chordata, Mammalia, Artiodactyla, Camelidae. Bases 18 to 965 code for a protein of 315 amino acids. Gene Ontology annotation, molecular function: olfactory receptor activity; G protein-coupled receptor activity. The record is from RefSeq and is a predicted model, not a curated record.